AUGCUGGAAGCGAAAUUGGAACCCACCGUCAUCAGCUACAGCGCUGGUAUCAGCGCGUGCGAGAAAGGCGAGCAGUGGGAGCGGGCUCUCUCGCUGCUCAGCGAAAUGCGGGAGGGGACGGUGGAACCCACCGUCAUCAGCUACACCGCUGGGAUCAUCGCGUGCGAGAAGGGCAAGCAGUGGCAGAGGGCCGUGUCGCUUCUCAGUCAUAUGUGGGAGGCGAAAUUGGUGCCCGGGGUCACCAGCUACAGCUCUGGGGUCAGCGCGUGCGAGAAAGUCAGCUGUGCCAAUUGUCUCGGCGUCGACGGGCUCUGGCUCCUCCCCAUGGCAAGCCGGGGACGCUCCUGA
Prorocentrum cordatum is the source of this 348-nucleotide messenger RNA. NCBI's taxonomy places the organism in Eukaryota, Dinophyceae, Prorocentrales, Prorocentraceae. The record is from the annotation of a GenBank genome assembly.